Messenger RNA from Adineta ricciae, 6795 nucleotides. The record is from the annotation of a GenBank genome assembly. NCBI's taxonomy places the organism in Eukaryota, Metazoa, Rotifera, Eurotatoria, Adinetida, Adinetidae.
AUGGCACCCGAUGGUCUCUGGAAUACGUCAACUGCUUGUCAACCAACUCCACAUUUCGUUAAUGCUAUCACAUGUCCAUCAUCAUUAGGCAACUGGUUACGAUUUGCAUUCAAUCAAGCGAAUCUCGAUCAAAAUGGUGAAACCUUGUUUGUAUCUGAUUCAGCAAAUCAUGUCACUGAUGUUCCAUCUCUUCACAAGCGAUUAACUCAUCCAAACGGUUAUAUGAUGACAUUACGUUCACAGCAGACGUAUACUUUUCAAUUCGAAAACGAAAAUAGCACAACGAAUCUAUCCUACACAGGCGUCGUUUACAGUUUAUCGCCUGGAGAUUACUUGAUCAUUCAGCAAAGAAUGGAUUACAUCCCAGACCAAGUAUAUACAACUUCAUCCUCAUUGGCGACACAAUCAUCCAAACCAUUAUCAGGCUUGACAAAUAACAAUGGCGAUUGGUAUUAUGACAAUGCAACAGCAUUAUUCUCGUAUAUUGUUAAAAAUCCAUCAUCAAAUGUUGGUACGAUCGAUGUAUCAUUGUCAUUGAGUGCGGUCAAAUGUCGUUAUCCAAACUGUCAGUAUCCAGUCUCACCCGGCUUACAACUUCCUGCAACAGCACGUCCAGCAAAUGCUCUGUAUUGGUCCAACGACUCUGAUUGGUCAUUUGCGACACAAGGCUAUGGGGGAUACGGAAGUGUUAAACCCGGAAAUAACAUGGAUAUUUACAUUCCACAAGGUAUCUGGCUUGUUGUUGAUUAUCCAUUGCCAUCUAUUCUUUCAUUACGUAUUGAUGGUGUUUUGGAAUUCGAACAAGGUAUGAAUAACACAUUGAACGUGAAUAGUAUUCUUAUCAAUGGUGGUCAGUUGAUCGUUGGUUGGCCUAAUAAUCCAUUAACAUCAAAUGUUGAUAUCAUCAUUCGUGGUAGUUCAUCUGUAAACGUUCUUCUGCCAAACAAUGCUGGAUCAGUUGGACCAACAGUCAUUGGCGUGCUGGGUGGCCUUGACCUUCAUGGUAUACCACGAAACGUCUCUUGGACACGUCUUGCUACAACAGCCGCAUCGAAUCAGAAAAAUCUCGUUUUAAGCGAACCAGUUGACUGGAACGUCGGAGACGAAAUCAUUGUGACAACAACGGAUAAUAGUCUUUCACAUACCGAAAGACACCAAAUCGCGAGUAUUAGUUCUAAUCGAAUGACCAUAACGACAGUCAACUCGCUCAGUUAUACACAUAUUGUUAUAAAAGAAGUUUAUGCAAAUGGACAAACAGUUCAUAUUGCUGCUGCUGUUGGUCUGUUAACCAGAAAUAUUCGAGUCAUCAAUCAGAAUCCUUCAACAAGUUUAUUUGGUUUCCGAAUUUAUAUUAGUGACUAUGCAACAAAUGUUUGGGAUUCAGUUGCAAAUGAAUCUCUGUAUACAUAUUAUAAAGGUUUCGCCCGACUUUCCGAUACACAAUUUAUCGGCUAUGGACAAUUCGUUGAUGCAGCGGAUGAAGACAAACGCGAAGGCAUUCAUAUGUACAAUCUCGGCGAUUGGAAUGCUUCUCGGCCAACUUAUGUUGAUUCAUGUUCAUUCGAUGGUGGAUCUUAUUCAGCAAUCGGUUUGUGGGAUACAAAUGGUGUACCGAUCACCAAUAAUGUCGUUUAUAACACCUAUCAAUCUGGCAUUGUAACAACCGGACAGAAUAAUAUUAUUGAUCACAAUCUUGUCUCGACUGUUUAUUGGUCUGGUACAGCCCAACCUGCUUAUGCAGCAUUUGAUAUUAAUUACGAUGGUGCUAUCAUGUCUCGAGAUGCCACUAGUGUUGUUAUGACGAAUAAUUUGGUUGCCGGUGUUGAACGUAUAGCGUAUCGCAUUCAAGGUGAUGCAUGUCCAGGCACGGCGGUGCCAUCAAACAUAACAAAUCUCUAUGCAAACAACGAAGCACACUCAGCCAUGGCUGGUGUCGCGAUUUGGCCUGUGGAUCCGGGAUUCAGUUAUGACACAGAUUGCGUUCUCUUCAAUGGAUUUACAACAUACAAAGCAUGGUAUUAUGGUCUCUAUAUUAAUACACGUCGAAAUAUUAUUGUCGAUUCAUGUACAGUUGUUGAUGGAAGUGUUGGAAUUUUAACAUUUGUUAUCGGACCUUCGGCAUUAACACACGUACCUGCCAAUAACUCCAUCAUCGUGCAAAAUUCGUUAGUCAUUGGUAGCAUCACACCCAAUGAUUGUAAUGAUCUUCUCGACACUACUUCAAAUAAUUUGGUGUAUGCUGGAACAGCCAUUCCAUCAGUCUCGGCAACGUCAAGCGACGGUUAUGCCGGUGGCAGAUCAGGUGUUGUUUUUCCAUUCAUAUCCGGCGGUGACAAUAUGAUGCCAAGACAUCCAUGGACGAAUAUUGAUGCUUAUCCAUGCAUUGACGGUGUGAUGAAAAUUAACAAUGUCACAUUCGCGUAUUUUAACGAUAUCUGUUCACGUCGAGACAUCGCUAUCCAAGUUGCACAACAUGACGAUGACGGACAAUUUCCAGUGUUAACCAGUUUGAACUCGUUGUAUAAUGUUUCACAAGGUAAUCUUAUAUUCAAUGGCCGACCAAAUCUUGAUGUUGUUGACCCAAGUGAUUGUGUUGAUAUGGACUGUGAUGGUUUGAAAAAGAAUUUACUUAUUGAUACAGAUGGUACGCUCGUUGGUCAACCAUCGAGUAUUAUCUCGCAAGCGGAUUACGACUGGGGUGAUCAAACACAUGGUGUCGGAGAUUAUCGCAUCCCAUCAGUAGCAUUAAGUGGGUCAAACGGGCAAAUGAUCAAUAUUAAUCAAACAUAUCCACAUCGUGGCAUCAGUCUCGAUACAACAUGCAGUUACCAACCAUUAUGGCAAAUGUAUCUAUGUCGAAAUCGUACACAAUAUCGCAUGUUAAUCAUUGAAAGUAUGGAUUCUGAUACGGAAACACGACGACUGUCUCCCAUUGCUGUCAUGUCUGAUAAUGGAUACAUUGAUCUAAUCAAUGGUCCACAAGAUCAUGGUUGGUGCAAUGGAUACACCUGUCAGAAACGAAUCUCCACAUUUAUGGCGUUGAUCGAAAGUCAUCACCAUUAUGACAUUUACUUAUCGAGUACACCGCCAAACCAAAUACGAUUUCGCAUACUGAAUAGUGACGCACGAAUCAUCAGCUCCUUAGCUCUUUAUUACAAUUCUUUGCAACAAAUUGAUGUUUAUGCUAAUGGAAUCUAUGUCGCACCAACAAACCGUGAUCCAGCUUUUACAAAUACGCUGAUGUUAACUGAUCAAGCUAGUACAUUGUCUUAUUCAUCGUCAGUUGGCUCGAAUUAUUUCAAUCGAACAACUCAGAUGGCGUCGUUUAUCAUCGAUGGCUAUCNUCUUGUCUCGACUGUUUAUUGGUCUGGUACAGCCCAACCUGCUUAUGCAGCAUUUGAUAUUAAUUACGAUGGUGCUAUCAUGUCUCGAGAUGCCACUAGUGUUGUUAUGACGAAUAAUUUGGUUGCCGGUGUUGAACGUAUAGCGUAUCGCAUUCAAGGUGAUGCAUGUCCAGGCACGGUGGUGUCAUCAAACAUAACAAAUCUCUAUGCAAACAACGAAGCACACUCAGCCAUGGCUGGUGCUGCGAUUUGGCCUGUGGAUCCGGGAUUCAGUUAUGACACAGAUUGCGUUCUCUUCAGUGGAUUUACAACAUACAAAGCAUGGUACUAUGGUCUCUAUAUCAACACACGGCGAAAUAUUAUUGUCGAUUCAUGUACAGUUGUUGACGGAAGUGUUGGAAUUUUAGCAUUUGUUAUCGGACCUUCGGCAUUAACACACGUACCUGCAAAUAACUCUAUCAUCGUGCAAAAUUCAUUAGUCAUUGGUAGUAUCACACCCAAUGAUUGUAAUGAUCUUCUCGACACUACUUCGAAUAAUUUGGUAUACGCUCAAACAGCCAUUCCAUCAGUUUCGGCAACAUCAAAUAACGGUGAUGCCGGUGGCAGAUCAGGCAUUGUUUUUCCAUUCAUAUCCGGUGGUGACAAUAUGAUGCCAAGACAUCCAUGGACGAAUAUUGAUGCUUAUCCAUGCAUUGACGGUGUGAUGAAAAUUAACAAUGUCACAUUCGCGUAUUUUAACGAUAUCUGUUCACGUCGAGACAUCGCCAUCCAAGUUGCACAACAUGACGAUGACGGGCAAUUUCCGGUGCUAACCAGUUUGAUCUCGCUGUAUAAUGUUUCACAAGAUAAUCUUAUAUUCAAUGGCCGACCAAAUCUUGAUGUUGUUGACCCAAGUGAUUGUGUUGAUAUGGACUGUGAUGGUUUGAAAAAGAAUUUACUUAUCGAUACAGAUGGUACGCUCGUUGGUCAACCAUCGAGUAUUAUCUCGCAAGCAGAUUACGAUUGGGGUGAUCAAACACAUGGUGUCGGAGAUUAUCGCAUUCCAUCAGUAGUAUUAAGUGGUUCAAACGGGCAAAUGAUCAAUAUUAAUCAAACAUAUCCACACCGCGGCAUCAGUCUCGAUACAACAUGCAGUUACCAACCAUUAUGGCAAAUGUAUCUAUGUCGAAAUCGUACACAAUAUCGAAUGUUAAUCAUUGAAAGUAUGGAUUCCGAUACGGAAACACGACGACUCUCUCCCAUUGCUGUCAUGUCUGAUAAUGGAUACAUUGAUCUAAUCAACGGUCCACAAGAUCAUGGUUGGUGCAAUGGAUACACCUGUCAAAAACGAAUCUCCACAUUUAUGGCGUUGAUCGAAAGUCAGCACCAUUAUGACAUUUACUUAUCGAGUACACCGCCAAAUCAAAUACGAUUUCGCAUACUGAAUAGUGACGCACGAAUCAUCAGUUCCUUAGCUCUGUAUUACAGUUCUUUGCAACAAAUUGAUGUCUAUGCUAACGGAAUCUAUGUCGCACCAACAAACCGUGAUCCAGCUUUUACAAAUACGCUGAUGUUAACUGAUCAAGCUAGUACAUUGUCUUAUUCAUCGUCAGUUGGUUCGAAUUAUUUCAAUCGAACAACUCAGAUGGCGUCGUUUAUCAUCGAUGGCGUAACAGUGAUUGAUUUGAAGAUCUCAGAAUUGCUUGUUCUCAGUUUUAAUCUUCCGGCAGUAUCAAUUUCGUCAUUCUAUUCGUCAAAUCUCGUUUCGAAUCUGGCUGCUCUUCUUGGCGUCAGUUCAGAUAUGAUUCGACGUGUGAAUAUAAUUUCAGCUAACAAUAACAGUCGAGUCUAUCGUCGACAAGUUUCGACAUUUACACUAAGAAUCGAACUGCGUUUUGAUCCAGCAACUAAUCUGACAGCUAACACAUCGAAUCAAACGGCAAUUUUAUCGAACAUUACAUCCUCGAUUAUCAAUCGCUACCAGUGUGGAGAUUUACAAUCAUCUUGGUCAGCAAAUCCAUCAUUAGGAGGCGUAGCUCCACUAAGUUUCAGUGUUCAAGAACCUUUGAAUGAAACUUCUGUUCCAUUGAGUAUAAUCGAUCACAUCAAAAUCCUUCAAUUGCCAUCAUCAUGUCGCGAGCAGAGUCCAUGUCAAAUCCAGCCAAUCAUUGUUGCAUACGAUUCAUCCGGAAAUGUCAUUAAGAAACUAGGUUCCAUCGACCAACCAUGGCAAAUCCAAGCGACGAUCAUUGGAUCGUCAGGUGUAUCGCUUCUUGGCGCAGUUGCUAAUUAUGCCGAUGGACAAGCUCAAUUUUCAUCGCUCGCAUUUCCAUCGAUGGGAAACUUUCAAGUGCAAUUUUCCUUUAUCUUACCCAAUGGCGUUAGCAGUUCAUUCGUUGCUUCCGCUAAUUUAAUUGUGUCUGGGUCAUCGUUAACGGUAACGCGCGCGACACUAUCAGGAAAAGUAGUGAGCCAACAAUCCGUCGUGUCAGUCAACGAAACAUUUAAUUAUUCUGCUGUGAUUACGGAUAGUGUGUCGUUAUAUCCAAUCCAAAACAUCAGUUGGAGAAAUCUUCAAUGGUCAGCAACUAUUUCCUUAUAUAAACUACCAGAAUACAAUCCUCAAGGUUCAUUGCUUACAAACGCGUCAUCAACGAUCAGUAUCGAUCCAAAUACCGGAAUUAUCACAGUUACGAAUCUCGCUAUUACUCACAUUGGAAUGUAUAUUCUGAACAUAACAGUCAAAUCAUCGAACGGAGAGUACUCAUUUACCAUUCCAUCGAAUGGAAUCUUGGUGAAAUCGAUCGACACUACACUAAUUACCGAUGUUGGUGAACCAGUGUCGUAUAUACAUUUUAAUGGUGAUUAUGAUGCGUUGAACACAAGUCGAUUGCUGGAAAUCAAGCGAGCAGUUAUUUACAAUUACUUAAUCAGUAUUCGAUUACCGAUUAUCAGCGAUAUAACAAUUUACAAAGGAAGUGUCAAGUCGUCGUUUGUGGUCGAUUCGGUACCGGAAAAUACGUCCUAUGCGGUGCAAGCUGUUCAAUCCAAUAAUGAUGCAGUCUCCGAUCUGACAACAACUGAAAUUGUCAUCAAUGGUCGUUCGUACGACGUUCCAACCAAAGAAGUCUCCCAAACAAAUACACCAUUGAUCAUCGGACUUGCAGUCGGUUUACCUCUUGCGAUAGCGCUCGUCGGUGCAACAGUUUUUGCUUAUUUCAAAUACAAGAAAGGUAUUCAACAUCGUCGCUUAUUCAAUGAUCCAGAAAUGAACAAAUGUUCAACGGCUUCAGCAAAUGAAACCUGUGCAGAAAACAAUCAAGUGACUUCGGCAUCUGAAACAACAUCGAUCACUCGCCUUAAUUCGCCGUUACCGACAGAAACACCACGAGCUGGGUCGGCCGCUCUUAGUGUGGUCACAUUGAAUGUCAUGAAUACAAAUCAAUCAAUGCCUCUCGUUGAACUUGCUUGA